Serinus canaria (Common canary) is the source of this 3847-nucleotide messenger RNA. It is a transcript of the gene LPL, whose product is annotated as lipoprotein lipase. The record is from RefSeq and is a predicted model, not a curated record. Gene Ontology annotation, biological process: lipid metabolic process. Lineage: Eukaryota; Metazoa; Chordata; Aves; Passeriformes; Fringillidae. The transcript is spliced from 10 exons. Gene Ontology annotation, molecular function: lipoprotein lipase activity; apolipoprotein binding. Bases 196 to 1650 code for a protein of 484 amino acids.
CAUAAGGGCAGGCGGGCGCGGCGUCGACGGUGCUGGGCGCUCCUCGGGCUGCCCUGUCCAUCGCUGCGCUUCGGCGCCGCUCCUCUGUUUUAGUUAUCGUAAGUUUUGAGGAAAAAAACCCUUACCUUUAUAUUUUUAAAAUUUAUUUGUUUUUCUUUUCGCGCCGAAACUUUCGUGCCUGCGGCAGGAGGCGAGAUGUGGAGGAAGGCGUUCCUGGCCGCCGUGUGCCUCUGCCUGCGCUGGGGUGCUGCUCUCGGCGAAGAAGGCAAAAACAAUUUUGAUGGAAUCGAGAGCAAGUUUUCCUUACGGACGCCUGCAGAGCCCGAUGAGGAUGUCUGCUACCUGGUUCCUGGGCAGGUGAACAGCCUGGCACAGUGCAACUUCAAUCAUACCAGUAAAACCUUUGUGGUGAUCCACGGGUGGACGGUGACAGGGAUGUAUGAAAGUUGGGUCCCGAAGCUGGUGGAUGCUCUGUACAAGAGGGAGCCUGACUCAAACGUCAUUGUGGUGGACUGGCUGGUUCGAGCUCAGCAGCACUAUCCGGUGUCGGCUGCGUACACCAGGCUGGUGGGAAAGGAUGUUGCUAUGUUUAUUGACUGGAUGGAGGAGCAAUUCAAUUAUCCUCUCAACAAUCUCCACUUGCUGGGGUACAGUCUAGGUGCCCAUGCUGCUGGGAUUGCUGGGAAUCUGACCAAAAAGAAGGUGAACAGAAUUACUGGGCUGGAUCCUGCAGGUCCCACCUUUGAGUAUGCUGAUGAACUCACUCGCCUCUCCCCGGAUGAUGCCGAGUUUGUGGAUGUCCUACACACCUACACCCGAGGCUCUCCAGACCGCAGCAUUGGGAUCCAGAAGCCUGUUGGACACAUUGAUAUUUAUCCCAAUGGUGGAGGUUUCCAGCCAGGUUGCAAUUUGGGAGAAGCACUGCGUCUGAUUGCUGAGAAAGGGCUUGGAGAUGUGGAUCAGCUGGUGAAAUGCUCCCAUGAACGAUCCAUCCACCUCUUCAUUGACUCUCUCCUCAACGAAGAAAAGGCAAGCAUGGCCUACCGCUGCAACACAAAGGAGGCUUUUGAGAAGGGCCUCUGCCUGAGCUGCCGCAAGAACCGCUGCAACAAUUUGGGUUACAAGGUCAACAGAGUGAGAACAAAGAGAAACACUAAAAUGUAUCUGAAAACCCGUGCUCAGAUGCCCUACAAAGUCUUUCAUUACCAGGUCAAGAUUCAUUUCUUUGGAAAGACUAACACGACUAGGACAAACCAGCCAUUCCUGAUCUCUCUCUAUGGAACUCUAGACAAGAGUGAGAACAUUGGUUUCACACUACCUGAAGUUUCCUCAAACAAGACAUUCUCCUUCCUGAUUUACACAGAAGUGGAUAUUGGAGACCUGUUUAUGGUGAAGCUGCAGUGGGAAAAAGACACCUUCUUCAGCUGGUCAGACUGGUGGACUCCUUUUACAUUUGACAUCCAGAGAAUCAGAAUGAAGUCAGGGGAAACUCAGAAAAAAGUGGUGUUCUGUUCUCGAGAUGGCACCUCGCAUCUCAGUAAGGGAGAAGAGGCAGCAGUAUUUGUGAAAUGCUCGGAGCAGCCCGUCAACAGGAAGAGAGGAGGUACCAAGAGAGCCUCCAAAGAAAAUUCUGCUCACGAAUCUGCUUAAGUGACAAGAACAACAAAGAUUUUUCACACUGGGGAGGAAAAGAGUCUGUUCAUCCCUGUGGACUGGAUGUUCAGAACCAAAUAUAUAGAAAUAUUUAUCCGCUGCUGGAUUUUUGCCUGCUAUUCCUAGCUAUUUUUGAGACUUCUUGUAAAAAAAGUCUCAGCAUAUGAAGUUACUAACCAUAAAGAUACAUUAUCCAAAUAGUUAAAAACAAAAGAAACCUGCAGAACUACUUGCCAAAGUUUGAAGUGCUGAAAAGAUAUAGGUAAUUUUGCUUAAUCAUGGUACCUUGUGACAAGGUUUCUUGACAUCAGAUCCUAUAUAGCAAUUUUUUAAUAUUUAUUGAAAAGAAACAAAGCCCUGUAAUUGGUUUUAUUUUAUCUUACUGUUUUUAUUUUGUUUGGUUUUGGGUUGUUUUUUUUUUUUUUUUUUGAUUAGUGGUGGUUUUUUGUUCUUUUCACAAAUCAUUUGAAACUAUUUUUUUGUGUCUUGGCAAAUUGAAUUUUCAGGCAGUUCAGUGGAGAGAGUUCAUUGUUUUUCAAGUGUGUGUUUAGCAAAUAAGUAGGUUUCCCAUGUGAAAAAAACCACCUUUGCUGUGUGUAAUACUAGAAGGUGUCAGGGACUGACUUAAUAUGGGGAUGAAUUUUUUAGUUUGUGGUUAUGAAUGUAUUUAAUUGGGGGUAGAUGCCAGUGCUGCUUAGCAAUAGGUAUGAUCUGUUAAACUGUAUACUUCUAUGCCACUUACCCUGGAAUAAAUAACAGCUCUAGGAGAAGGCAGCAAUGCCAGCGUCUUAUGCAGACAUUUAACAUUUUAUCUGUGCUUUCAGUUAUUGCAAAUGAAACUGUCUAGCCUUCAACACUGUGAAAAUGGAGCUGCAGAGGAAUUGAGCUACCAGAAAAUGCAGAAAACAGAUAUUUCCCCCCACCCUCCACCCUCUCUCUGCUUGCUUGCAUCAUGUGUGCCAAAACUGUCACACUUUCUCUGCUCUUCGACACCAAGUGUCAGUCAUGCAGCUGCGUGGCUGCUGUGUGCAGUUUUCAGUGCAAGUGAAUCCACUUGAUAGCUGACAAGGAUGCUCAUACUUCCCUGUACAGGAAUUGUGACUGCCAGUGAUCCGCCUCAGUUUGUUUCUUGGCUGUGGUACAGUGCUAGGAGCUGCUGAGUUUUCUGCCAUGAGAUGGAAUUCAGCAGGAAGCAGGAGCUGAGCCAAUUGAAAGCAGCCUGGUUGUGUGCUCCACAAGAAAGAGUGCUCUGAAAACCACUCAAAUUAGCCAUGCUGCAAGUUUAAAAAAAUAGGUACACUGAAGGCAGUCUGCUUCCCCAUUUUUAAGUAACAUAUAAUUUUUCAUUGUGCUGAAAGGUGCAGUAGCCUUCUUUUAACUUUCUGGAGAGUAAACAAAAUGCUGGGGAGGCACAAGGGCUUGAAGGUAGACUUGGGAAGUGUAAUGUUAGUUGUUGGUGCUGGGUGUUGUAGUCCUUUCCUGCAUGUGCAAGACAGCAUGGAGAUGGUGAUUUCUCCAACAUCAUCCCAUCUUAAAAGCAAAGGAAAAAAAAGUGUGUGUUUAUGUGCACAAUUUGUUUCUUAUUUCCAACUGUAGCUGCUAGUAUAUUUGGGGAUAAAAGUCUUAAACAGUGCAAUAUGUUGGAAUAUUAAUAGCUCUGAAUUUGCUCACAUUUGAUUAAACUACAGCAGAGAUGUGAUGAGUCACUGAGGGUGGGGUUGAGUAUUGAGCCACUGCCUUUGAGACCUCUAAAAAUAAAUACAGUGAUUUAUUCCCUAUAGAUUUCACAUUUUGUUGCAAUUUUCUCUUAAAAGUUAAAUUCUUCAGAGGCAAAGUAUCUGGACAGCUCUUAAUACAGGAUCAAAUACAAACACAUUUAGAAUUUGGAUACAAAAUAGUGAAGGUUCUUUUCAUAAGGAAACAUGAUUUAGCUUUGAAUGUUAUUUAUUAGCUGUAAAUAAGAUAUUUAUGCGUGUAAAGGUAGUUUGUAUAUAUUGCUAAAGUUGCUGACAGUCUCUACAUUAAUACAGUUGUGUAGUAUUAAUCCUGUAUAUAGCUUUCAGAGAUUUUUAUCAACAAGCCACUUACAUUGCACUGUUUCCAAUGUCCUUAAUACUUUUUUUUUUCUUUUGGAAAUCUCCUCAGUUUUGUAUAGAACAGAAACCUAUGGUUUUAAUAAAAUUCUCAAACUGAA